Molecule: messenger RNA, 3025 nt
Organism: Nymphaea colorata (pocket water lily)
Lineage: Eukaryota; Viridiplantae; Streptophyta; Magnoliopsida; Nymphaeales; Nymphaeaceae
Exons: 2
Coding region: 1853-2695 (280 amino acids)
Molecular function (GO): S-adenosylmethionine-dependent methyltransferase activity
Source: RefSeq, a predicted model, not a curated record
UGAGGGUGGAGGCCAUUAAUGACUUCUGAUUUCUCGAGCUCGAGCCAAAAACGAGACGAUUUAACUGGAGGCGGUCACGGUCUGCGGCUGCUGAGCCAAGAGUUAACCGUAACGGUGAAGCUCGAGGGUAAAUUCCUGCUCCCAGCCGCCCUGACCGCGACGGUACGCAGACAGAGACGGGCCGCCCCACCGUUUACCUCCGGCCGCCUGAUUAUUUCCACCGCAACUGUCUGAUCAGCGGCGGCAGGACUCGAACCGCUUCCGCCGAAUUCCGUCGUGGUUCUGCGGUCUUUUUCCCCCUCGCCCAAGCGUUAAAGGAUCCGAGCCAGUAGUGCCGACUCGGUAGAGCAUCGCCGCGAUUUCCGGAGCUUAUUCAACUCCAAACGUGGGUGAGAUCAUCAAUCGCGGUUGAAGACCAGGAAAAACGCGAUAUCGCGAAGGUUUUUUCUCUUCUUUUUCCCCUUUUUCCAGUCCCCCCGCUCCGGUUUCAUAAUAAGGCGAGGAGUCGCUUUCGCGUUGAUAUUGAUCUCCCUAAGCGGUCGUGUCGCUCACCGACGCUUGGACUUCCCAAAAGAGAAAAUCGAGUGGCUCGCUGCUUGUUUCGUCUCCGAUUUCUGGACUGUUCUUGUUUUUAAAGGAGUCGCUUUCUUUUGGCUUUGCUUCUGGUGAGACCUUGUGUUUUACUCCGUGCUUUCGGGCUACAAGUAGCUCUCCGGAGUGUUACGGAUUGUCGGCGGCUUCAAUUCCCUUCUUUUAUGUGUUCCCCCGGUAGAGCGAUCGAUAGAUCCCAAAAUCUAUAGCAACCUACUCUCUGGAGAGUAGUCGAUCGGGAAGUUGCUUCAGAUCGGCUUUUGGAGAUCCUGACGGUCAGAGUGCCGGAUUUUCACAGUCUCGCGGCCUUCGAACUUGUCGGACAUUGAGACAUCGACUGUCAGAUGAGCUUGUUUCCUUAUGAGAUCUGCUGAAGUGUUACAGCUUAGAAAAUGUCGGGUUCACUUAGCUCUCUUGCUGCUUGAAUGCCGUAGAUCGGGAGCUAUCUGCGUUUGGAGUUCCAGAAUCUGAGAAAUCCUGAUUGCUUUGGUUCUUCAACCAGGCGUUGCGCUCAAAACGCCGUCUGUCGAAGAAUUUCUCUGCUUUGGCGACGAGAUUAACCUGUUCCAUUUUCCAUUAACUUUUCCCGAUAUCUGGCCAACAGAGUAGACCGGAGAGUCCUCUGUUUCGAGGUACGCAAGCCUACGAAAUAGUAUCGCCUGUCCGCUCUUCAACUCUGGCGCGAUCUGUUCGUCCGAACUUGAAAUCUGAACCGUCCAUUUCCGUCCAAUCUUUUCUUCGAUUAUCUCCUUUGUCCCGGCUGCAAAAAAGGUGCAUCUUUUCACCGAUCCGGUCGUAAAGAUAAGAGUCAGAUUCACGCGGAAUCGCGUCCUGAUCUCUCUCUAUUUCUCUCUCUCUCAUCAAGUAGCUCCUAAAUUGUAGCUCCUGGUGAAGUGCUCCAGCAGUUACAGCUCGGCUUCUUUAGAUGAACUACUCGUUUCCCAUGCACUCUCAUGCCGCCCUCAUGAUUCUUUGUUAAAAGGGUGCCCCUUUUCCUGAUAUGCUCUCUCUUUUCCUUCGACCUUUAUUAAAGAGCCGACAGUCUUGAGGGAGAAUCCCAUUUCUUGUUCGCGGUCACAGAAGCCCAAAAAAUCCGGACCGUCUCCGGAGUUCCGUCCGAUAGCAACCCAAAGAAAACUCUCGUCGAUCCUCCUGGUUAACUCCUUCUGUAGGUUUUGUGGAUAAGAAAAGAGGGGAAGAAAGAAACCGGCCCUCCCGAUAUAGAAAUUUGGGCUUCCAAGGAAGGAGAAGAAAGAAGUAGAUGGGGAAGACGGGCAGAGACUGGAUGCAGCUAUACGCCACCUAUGGCAUGGAGGAAUGGCAAUCCCUUGUUUUCCUCUUCCUCCAAGCCUCUUUCUUCACCGUCCUGGCCAUCCUUCUGCUGGCCUACUUUGACAUGCUUUGCAUUUCCCUACAUAAUUGGCUCCCCUUCCUGCCCGCCGGGGCGCCGCGCUUCAUUGCCGGAUUCUCCGGCUGCCUGACGGCGCUCCUCGCCGUCUGCCUCUUUGUGGCCGCCGCCAACAUUUGGUACUCCGGUGUAGCGCUCCACUGGGAGAUGGCGCAGAGGAUGGUGUCAAUGGUGCCUGAUUGGUCCGUCGUCAAGUACGCCCUCGACGUGGGGUGCGGCCGGGGGAUUCUUCUCAACGCAGUGGCUCUGCAGCUGAAGAAAGAAGGCAGCUCGGGGAGGGUGGUGGGCCUCGAUCGACGGAAGACGGUCUCGGCGACGCUGCGCACGGCGGCGGUGGAGGGCGUUCAGGAGUACGUGACCUGCCGGAGGGGCGAUGCUCGUUGCCUGCCUUUCUCGGACAAUUACUUCGACGUGGUGGUCUCGUCGGUGUUCCUGCACACGGUGGGGAAGGAGCACGGGCAGAAGUCGGCGGCGGCGGCGGCAGAGAGGAACAAGACCAUCCAGGAGGUAGUGAGGGUGCUGAAACCCGGCGGCAGGGCGGUGCUGUGGGAUCUCGUCUACGUGCCCGAGUAUGCGCAGCGGCUCUAUGAGCUCCGGAUGGAGGACAUAAGAGUCUCGGAAUGCGUCACCGCCUUCAUGAUGAACAGCCACAUCGUCUCCUUCCGGAAGCCCACCCUCCACCCUGACCAGGCGUAAGCUUUGGUCCGAUCUUCUUCCCUCUUUUUCUCUCUCUUUUCUUUUUUAAACGUUUUUGUUGUUCUUACAUCAAAAAUAUGUAACGGAGAUGAAACGGGAGUUUCACAGUCACCGGAGAGGGGAAUGCUGUCCGGGGAAUGUUUUUAGUUUUUACUGUUAAAAAGCAAAGAAGAAAGAAAACCAGUGAUGGAGACGAAAUGAGAGAAUAUCUCCGGAGAGAGGAAUGCUGUCUGGAGAUUGCAAUUUCGAAAUGUUGUCGAAUGUAAAAAAACGUAACGCGUCUGUAAGAAAAAGGAAUCAUAAAGGUCGUAGUUGGAUUUUGAUGUUAAA